AUGGAAGUCGAUUACGCUUGGGGAACGUCAUCAAAUAACGUACCAGUUCAAAAGUUGGAGCAACACUUUCGCGAAAAUUUCGAAUCCCUUCAACCGGAAUACUACGUCAAAGUACCGGGAAGAGUGAACUUGAUAGGCGAACAUGUAGAUUAUUGCGGUUAUUCCGUUUUCCCGAUGGCCAUCGAUCAGUGUAUCGUAGUGGCGGCGAAGAGGACAACCGACCGGCAAACCGUGGAGUUGACCAACCUGUGUACGGAGCGGUACGAAAACGUCUCGAAAAAUAUAUCGGACAUAAGCGCUGAGUCGUUGGGAAAGACUCCGAGUUGGUCGAACUAUUUUAUGUGCGGCGUGAAGGGAGCCCGAGAGUACUUGAGCAAUAGUCAGCUGAAAACCUUCGAAAAAGUCGGUUUUCUAUUCGCGAUCACCGGUAACAUUCCCGAGAGUUCGGGAUUGAGCAGUUCAAGUGCACUGGUGACGGCCGCGGUGAUGGCCACGCUGGUCGGAUACGGAGUGCCGAUUAGUAGACUCGAGCUGGCAGAAAUCAGCGCCAAAUGCGAAAGAUACAUCGGCACGGCCGGCGGCGGCAUGGACCAAGCGAUAGCCGUGAACGCCAAACAAGGUUACGCGGCUCGCAUCGACUUCAAUCCGUUGGCGGUCAAACAAUUCCGGCUUCCGGCCGACGCCAAGUUCGUUGUGGCUCAGAGUUUAGCCGUCAAGAACAAAGCGGCAUCGAACGACUUCAACACGAGGGUAGUGGAAUGCAGACUGGCUUCGCAGAUAAUCGCCAAGAAAUUGAAUCUCGAAUGGGAGCAGAUGACCGUUCUGGCGAAUCUCCAGAAGCGUUCGGGCAACUCUUUGGACCAAAUGAUCGAGUUGGUUCACCAGCACUUGCACGUCGAAGGAUAUUCCAAGUCAGAGGUGUGUGAAAUCUUGUCGGUGUCCGAAGACCGACUCGACGAGCUCAGUUUGACGGCCAACACGACGGACGUCGCCGAAUUUUACUUGCACCAGAGAGCUCUGCACGUGUUCGAAGAGGCCAAACGGAUGGAAGAGUUCUGCAGGCUGUGUGAAAACUCCGGAGGAGCGUCGGACCUCGGGAGACUAAUGGACGACAGUCAUUCGUCACUGAGAGACCUUUAUCAAUGCAGUCAUCCGGAUCUGGAGGAGUUGGUGGCACUCUGCAAACGGGAAGGCGCAUACGGAUGCAAACUCACCGGUGCCGGUUGGGGAGGAUGCGUCGUGGUCAUGGUGCCGUCGGAUGGCGCCGAAAGAUUCGUGAAAUCCGUAAGAGAUCAGUACUUUUCGAAUAGAGAAACAUUUGGUAGACGUAUUGAUGAAUUGGUGUUCGCCACGAGUCCAUCUGAAGGUGCUUGCUGUGUCCAUGUCAAGACCACCUCCAUCAGUGACGGAAUCACCGACCACCUUCCAGCUCUGGUGCACUUAUGA
Macrosiphum euphorbiae (potato aphid) is the source of this 1446-nucleotide messenger RNA. The record is from the annotation of a GenBank genome assembly. NCBI's taxonomy places the organism in Eukaryota, Metazoa, Arthropoda, Insecta, Hemiptera, Aphididae.